Messenger RNA from Magallana angulata, 2386 nucleotides. RefSeq names its product monocarboxylate transporter 5-like. The coding region runs from base 172 to 1722 and encodes 516 amino acids. Lineage: Eukaryota; Metazoa; Mollusca; Bivalvia; Ostreida; Ostreidae. The record is from RefSeq and is a predicted model, not a curated record. The transcript is spliced from 6 exons. Gene Ontology annotation, biological process: transmembrane transport. Gene Ontology annotation, molecular function: monocarboxylic acid transmembrane transporter activity.
GCCCUUUCGUCGUUAUUCGAUUUCAAAAUAAAUGCCGGAAGACAUUUUUUUUAUCUUCAAAAAGAUGUAUUGGACAUGUGACCAGCCGUCAUUUAUCUCAUGAAAGUCAUUGUUGUUUAGUGAGGUUGGAAAUGAGGUCAUUUCUAUAGAAGCUCUUAAAUAGCGAUAACCAUGUUAAACUUCAGGAAAAGUUCAUCAUCAUCCGUUGAAAGAGGCUGGGCCUGGAUAGUACUUCUGGGAUGCUCUGUGGAAUACUUUGUCAUUCUUGGAAUGUUUAAAUCUUUUGGAUUAUUUUUCGUGCAAUUUCAAAGAAAGUACAACACAAGCGCCUCUGUCCUCUCCCUAAUUUUAUCGGUUCAGAACAUCAUAGCAAGUUUCAGUUCCUUUAUAAUCAUGGGAGUAGGAACUCGUUAUUUCACAGAAAGAACAAUGGUAAUGUUUGCAGGACUUAUAGGACUAGGGUGCUGUAUAGGAAACGCCUUUGCUCCGUCAGCAGAAGUUUUGUUUUUUACACAGAGUUUUUUGUUUGCGGUUUCAGCAAUGACUGCACAUCUACCGUCUAUGCUGAUGAUCAGCAAAUACUUCGAAAGAAGACGAGGAAUGGCGAAUAGUAUUGCCAAUGUUGGAGGAAGUCUGGGGGGCUUCGUCUUGCCCUUUUUCUUGACUUUUCUAUUCAGCGAAUACGGCUUAGAAGGCACGCUUAUAAUUGCUGGAGGGUUAUUCCUUCAGUUUUUGCCUGCAGGACUAAUAAUGCGUCCAAUUGAAAGAGAUAUUCAUAUAAAUGAAAAAAAAGACAGGAACGGCGUCGUAUUACAUAAAGAAGACAAAGAAUGUACAAACAAUCUUUUGUCAAACCAAACAGACAAGAAGAAUGUUAUUGAGUAUGAAAUCCAAGAUACUUACAAUGGAUCAUGCACGUCGCUUCAUAAAACAAUGAACACAGAGAGGAAAUCGAAUUCAUUGGUAAAUAUAAACUCAAACCACAUGAACUGCUCAGUACGAUCAGCAGAACUAUUUGGAAGUUCAUUAGAUAUCGGAAGCACCGUAUCUAUAGAAAACAUUAAUGCAGGCAGGUCACAACAUCAUUCAUUGUCCACGUCGGCGGAUUCUAACAGAAAUUGUUGUCUAAAAGUUUUAUUCACAUUAUUCGACUUUGCUUUAUUCAAGAACCCAACGUUUAUCCUUCUUAUGUUAAUGGCGUUCUUAGUAGCACCUGGAAGUACCAUAGUUGUGACCUUUAUCGCACCUUUUGCAAAAGACAAUGAUCAGUCCACGAAUAUGAUCGGGUACCUCCUUACACUCUGUUCAGCAGGUGACUUAACAGGAAGGCUCCUUUUUGUAUUCAUCUCAGACAACAAAGUUAUCCAAAGGUCUUAUAUGCUAACUAUUGCGUUGUUAGCCAACGGUUUGACAUGUCUUCUGGCUUCGUUUUAUGAUACCUUUGCAAAGCUUGCAGUGUUUGGAUUCUUGCAGUCCUCUUUCGCCGGUACAUACUAUUCAUUGAUAAAUGUACUUAUUGUGGAUUUCAUUGGCUUGGAGAAUUUACGUCACGGAUUGUCAAUGACUACGGUUGUACGAGGGAUAUCAGUGGCAAUAUCGUCAUCUGUUGUUGGUCUUCUGCGGGACCGGACCGGAUCAUACGUCGGUGGAUUCUACUUGAUGGGAACCUGUUUGGUGUUAGGUGGCAUUCUUUUAUUGUUAAAACCCUUAAUAGAUGAAUAAAAUUACUUUAAUGUACUUAAAAGUUGAAAGCGUUUUCAAUACAGUUAGUUUUGUAAUGUCACUAAGAUUUAAAUUGUUCUACAUUGUUGAAACUCUCAUUGAUCGAUGUAUUUAAAUAUCAUCGAUAAUUGCAUUUUCCCGCGUUUCGGUAGUAAUAGCGGGAGAAUGUUGUAUUUAAGGAACGGUGCAUUAUUAUGGAAGGGUCCAUUAGUAGCCAAUAGAAUUAGAGAGUAGAACAGGUUUUAGACAGGUGUUAUUAAGGUAUUCACUUCUAGCCGCCGCGCGUCAGGAGUUAGACAAAAUUUAAUAAAAAUUUUAUAACUAAGUAUCUUUAUGUAAAAUAUAUACCAUAUAUGUUGUGAGGUCUGUUCACAACCUCCCUGCAUCCAGCGGCACCUGGCAACAGACACAGGUUUUCUUGAGUUUUUAUAUUGCGAUUUUCAUCGUUUUAUCUCUAGUUUUUUCCUGGCCGGCCUUGAUGCAUUGUGUAAAGGGAGAUAUUUUUUAUGACUCUGAUAUUUAUUUUUGAUGUAUAUCGGUACACUAGUAGUUUUCAUAUAUUUAUAUAUGCUAGUUCAUCGUGAUGUUUUUCUGCAAGUUUGUGUAUAUAUAUGGCAAUAUUUAAUAAAUCAAAAGCGUCCAGCAACCACGGCUGGCUGUCAGG